This is a messenger RNA of Haliaeetus leucocephalus (bald eagle), 2138 nucleotides long. RefSeq names its product zinc finger with UFM1-specific peptidase domain (gene ZUP1). The transcript is spliced from 9 exons. Bases 342 to 1481 code for a protein of 379 amino acids. Lineage: Eukaryota; Metazoa; Chordata; Aves; Accipitriformes; Accipitridae. The record is from RefSeq and is a predicted model, not a curated record.
CCGUGGUUGAAGGCGGUGGAGAGGAGUCGCUGGGAGAGGGAGCGGUGAGCGAAGGCCGUGGGGGUGUCACUGGAAAAAUCUGCUCCAGAGCAGGGCUACAAACGCCAAGGAAGACGAACCCGCAGUGUUUUGCGUGCCCAAAAUACACCGUUCAUAUCAGUGAAAGCAAGUCCUAAAGCUUUUGUGUGAUAGGGACGCGGUUUUUACCUACCUGACAUAUGUUUGGUCAUGAAGGUUUGACUGGCCUCCAGAAGUCUCGUCUUUGACAGGAUCCCAUAGAGCAGUUGCAGUACGCAUUACGGAAAGACACAGGAAAUGGUGAACAGCUGUAUGAAUGUCCAAUGUGCAGUCUUACCUGUACAAACAUUCAGAUUCUUGAAGAACAUGUGGAUUUACACUUAGAGGAACAUAGCUUUUCAGAAGGUGGAAACAUAACAGAUCUAGAACUGGCUCAAUGGCUCCAAACUGAAGAAGAUAAACAGCAGAGAUCAGAAGAGGAGAAGCGAGAGAGGGAAGAAUUUAAAAAGCUGCAGAGACAGUAUGGCUUGGAUAAUUCUGGAGGCUACAAGCAGCAAUUCCUAAAGAAUAUGGAAAGGGAAGUUGAUAGAGGAAGGAUGCAGCCUUUUGAAUAUCACAAGAGAAAAGCUGACAUGAUGGAAUGUUUGGCUUUUGGUAUAGAUGAUGGGAAGACAAAGACCUCAGGAGUCAUUGAAGCAUUGUGCAAGUACUAUCAGAACGAAAACAAAGAUGUGAGGCAUGUGUGGCUUUCAACAGGAGUAGAUCACUUCCACUCAUCUUUGGGCGACAGAGGCUGGGGUUGCGGUUACAGGAAUUUCCAAAUGCUCCUUUCCUCACUGUUGCAAAACAGCUUGUAUAAUGACUGCUUGAGAGAUACUACACUAAUUCCUAGUAUACCAAAGAUUCAGUCCAUGAUUGAAGAUGCCUGGAGAGAAGGCUUUGAUCCUCAUGGGGCAUCUCACUUCAACAACAGGUUACACGGUUCCAAAGCAUGGAUAGGAGCAUGUGAAAUUUAUUCACUGUUAACCAGUCUCAGGAUAAAGUGUCAAAUCAUUGACUUUCACAAACCAACUGGCGCUAUGGGUACACACCCUCGUUUAUUUGAGUGGAUUUUGCGUUACUAUUCUACAGAUAAUGAAGGUGGUGCAAAGGUAGCGUGUACUUCCAAACCACCUAUCUACUUGCAACAUCAAGGUCAUAGUCGUACAGUUGUUGGAAUAGAAGAGAGGAAGAACAAAACCUUAUGUUUGCUACUGUUUGACCCAGGAUGCCCUUCACAAGAAAUGCAGAAACUGCUAAAACAAAACAGUGAUGGUACUAGUCUCAAACUCCUUCGGAAAUUUGUGGGUAGCUUAAAAGAAAAGCAAUACCAGAUAGUGGCUAUAGAUGGUGUACUCUCAUUGGAAGAGAAAGCUGCUCGCUGCCAUGAUUCUCAGGUCUUAACAUCAGAGAAGAUUCCUUAAAGGAUGUCUUUAUUACCUCUUUCUGGAACUUGCUGGAUGCAAAACAUUAAACUUGCAGACUGUGACCCUAACUUAACAAUUCCUAGACUUAAACUAUGUCUCCAUAAAUAGCUGGGGGCUCUGGAGAAGCACAACGCUGGAGUGAACCUGUAGUUUUGAUCUUCAAACAAAACUCUGCCCUCCUGUUGAAUCUGUAACUGAAGUAUUACAGUCCUUGUCUUACUAGAAAAUUUGGUAUUUUCUUAGUUGCUCAAAUUACCAAGCAACACCUACCAUCCCAUAGGAAACUAUGCACUGUAGAUAACUGUCAGGAAGCAGUGGAUAAAGAUACUAUGGAACUACUUUAUUGGAGUACCUGGUCAUGGUUUACCUCUGUAAAUAUGUUUAUGCUGCCUCUGUGGCCAGUGCCCUAUUUCUUACCAAAUUUGAUCAACAAAUAUCUAUUAUGCCUCAGCAAAUUCUCCUGCAACUAUUUGCAAAGUACAGAGACAGUUCAGUGAUUUCACAAUACAGUCUGUUCCACCAGGGAUUAGUUUACUACUGAACUUGUAAACAUGAGCAUGUGUGCUUACGAGGUAGUUCAGUGUUAGCGUUGGCUGUGAGGUGUAAGAUAGUGGUGGCCAAAGUGGGGUGCAUGUGCUUUAGGGGCUGUGCAAG